AUGCAGCUAAGGUGCCAAGGGGACGAAUCCGUGCAACUGGAACCAGAAGUGCAGGAAAAGUGUUUGGGACCUAAUACAAAACCAGAAUUAAAAUGUGACAUGUGUUUAUUUGAAACAAAUGUAGAAGAGGAAUAUAAUGUUCACUCUGAAAUACACAAUACCAAAAUAUGUCCUUACUGUAAUUUACAGUUUAUAUCGAAUAUGGUUUUGCAAGGGCAUGUGCUUGCCAAACACAAACGACUAAAUAUUCUCGAGAAGAAAAUAGCCUUUACAUACCAGUGCACCCGUUGUACUUUUGCCACCAUAAGUUUAGGGAAAUAUGCAAAGCAUGUGACAUUAUGUUUAUGUGAAAUAUAUUACUGCAGAAAAUGUAAAUUUAAAACAUCAGAUGCAAAAACUUAUAAAACCCAUAGGACAAAAUGUACACCUAAGACGACAGACAUAAAAACGUAUAAUAUGCGUGAAAUAAGUUGUUCGCAAUGUUCCUACACAACGAAAAUACAAAAGGACUUUGAGCUGCACUACAAAAAACAUCUCGAUGAAAACUUAACGUGCCCUUAUUGCGAGUUAAAAGUGACGAAGUCGCGUGAUUUGCAACAACAUGUUUUUUGCACUCAUAAGCAACAAAACGAAGUUGAAAAGAAAGUGGAAGUUGCCAUAACCUCGUUAAAUUGCAAAAAGUGCUCUUUUAAGACAGUGAGGAAAGACCUUUACGAAACACACGUACAAUUGUGUGAAGAGAGAUUGGACAUCGACGUAAAACAGGAAAUUCUUGUCUGUCCUUAUUGUGAUUUUCUAGCUGCUUCCACGUUAAGCCUAAAAUUGCACGUAUGCAAAAGUCAUAAGCAACAAAAUAACGUCGAAAAGAAAGUUGAUACUAGCAUUAAAAAGUAUUAUAUAUCGUGUAAUAAAAACGAUAAUAAACAGCUGCAUUUUUUAAAAAAGCACGUGCUAACUAAACGUAGAGAACAAAAUGGGGCCGAGAAAAACUUGGAGAAUCGUCCUAUUGAAGAAAAGCAUCAUUAUUGCCCCUACUGCCACUAUAAGUCCAUAUUUAACUUUCACCUUCAAAGACAUGUUUAUAGAGACCAUAGGGAACAAAAUGAGAAAGAAAAGAAAGUCAAGAUAACAAUUAAAAUUAAUUAUUGCGACAAUUGUAACUACAGUUAUACAGAUUACGCGGAAUUUCGGCGGCACGCUAAGAAAUGUACGAAGGGGCCAUUAUUCCAAUGUCCUGAUUGCAUUUUCAGUACCAACUCAGAGGAAAAACAUAAUAUACACGUUAAAUAUAAUACUAAUUUUGAACUUACCUGUUCUUCUUGCCCUUUUACCUCCAAAUGUCGACCUUCAUAUUAUAUUCAUAGAGAGAAACAUAGGAAAAUUGAGGUAAAGGAAGUAGUAUUGCUGCAUUGUCCCGAUUGCUCUUACAGUACCAACUGCAAGAAAAAAAAUGAAUUCGCACGGGAAUUUUUGGAACAUAAGAAAAAACACAUGAAGUUGGAAGUCUGUCCUUACUGUAAAUAUUCGGCAUACAAUAAUCAAGUCAUGCAGAGACAUGUGCACAAUAAUCACAAGGAGCAAAAUGAUGUUGAGAAUAAAGUCAAAAUUACCGGCAAGGUUUUUUAA
This is a messenger RNA of Brassicogethes aeneus, 1626 nucleotides long. The record is from the annotation of a GenBank genome assembly. Lineage: Eukaryota; Metazoa; Arthropoda; Insecta; Coleoptera; Nitidulidae.